AUGGCGUCGCCGGAGGAGCAGUUUGGCCAGAUCUUGGCCCUGCUCGGCGAGAACUCCAAGGGGAUCGCGGACCUGCAGAGCUCCAUGGUGGAGAUGCGGGCGCUGCGGACCGACAUCAACACUCGGAAGCCCCAAGUCGACAACCACGUCAUCGAGCUGGAGCACGUGGCUGCAACCCUGGAGUUGGGCGAGGGCAUCGUCACCAUCGCGCGCCCGUCUCCAACUGUUGUUCGCGAGGAUACUUCUGCCUCUGCGAGCCCGAAGAUGCUGGGUUCCGCUCAUCUGGAACCAACCCCGCAUGGGGCGGCGUCUGGGUCAAUUGACGACGGCAAGGGAAAUCUCCACCGGGGUCCUGAGUUCGGGGUGGUGUACACCGCCAUCCCGCAACCGGCCCUAGUCACAGGUGCGACGAACCUUCCAAAUUCUCCUGCUCUGCAAUUGAAUUUACUUGGUCCUGAACACCGUGGCCUCACGCUGGAUUUGAAUGCUGCUAUGCCUCAACUGAAGUAUAUAGAACAUUUUAGUGAUAUUGUUCACCAGUUACUGAUUCAUAACCCAAACAUGGAAGCAUCCAUUAUCACCAAUCGUUUCAUAGAUGGCUUACGUGAUGAUAUUAAAGCUGUAGUCAUUGUUCACCGUCCUCCCGAUCUGGAUACUGCUAGUUCCAUCGCGUUAAUGCAGGAGGAAGUGACUACUGGUUCCAGCAAGAAGGAUUUCCGCAGAACUGAUUCUUCCAAUUACAACAAGAAGAAUAUGGUGGAGAAUGGCCGGAAUUCUAUGCCACUUACUCCAAACCAUACAAGAGUUGCUACACAAGCUAAUGAAGACAGAAGAACAAAUGAAGCCAUCAAGCCCAAGACACCACCUGAUGCAUUGUCUGAACUCAAUGAAAAAUGGGGUCCUGGACACAAAUGUCCUAAGACAGUUUCUCUCCAUGCAGUAGAAGAGCUAUGGCGGUUCUAUGAUGCAGCUCAAGAACCUCCUGACCACACUGAAUAUGAUUCAGGUGAUGAUCCGAUGACCGUUUCCAUUCAAGCUGUUAAGGGUACUGAAUCAAACAAGACAGUCAGGUUAAUGGGUUAUCUGGCUAGUCAAAAUGCUUAUAUGCUGGUUGACUCUGGUAGCACAACCUCUUUUAUCAGUCAACAACUAGCAUCUCACAUCUCAGGUCAUUCAGCAUUAGAACAACCAGUUCAAGUGAAGCAAUCCAGUCCUAUGCAAGUUCAUUGGCAAGAUAAAUGGCUUCAGUUCAAAAAGGGUGAUGAGCUUAUUACUCUCAAGGGCAUAACAUCUGAAGCUACUUCUGGACCACUACUUUCUGUUACUCAGUUGGCUGCAUUAUCGAAGGAUGAUGCCAUAUUGUAUCAAGUUCAGUUGAAACCAGCCAAUGAUAAUUCUCUGCUAACAGAACCUCUACCUACAGAAAUUAAGCAGUUAGUUUCUGAAUUUGCUGACGCCAAACCUGAAAGGGUUCCAUACCCUGGUCUUCUAUCUCCUUUACCUGUUCUAGAAGGUGCUUGGCAAGUGGUUUCACUCGACUUCAUUGAAGGUUCCUCUGGAGAUUUUGGACCGUCGCCUACGCUAUCACAACAACAAGAUGAUUCAGAAAGUGCUCGUUCGCUGGUCCCGUACACCUUCGGAGAUGUCCACCUGGGAAGGAGUUCCCCCGUGCGCCGGCUUGGGGUCAAGCCCUCUUUCAAGGAAGGAGGAGUGUUACAAGACUGA
Messenger RNA from Miscanthus lutarioriparius, 1725 nucleotides. The record is from the annotation of a GenBank genome assembly. NCBI's taxonomy places the organism in Eukaryota, Viridiplantae, Streptophyta, Magnoliopsida, Poales, Poaceae.